Molecule: messenger RNA, 2402 nt
Organism: Asparagus officinalis (garden asparagus)
Lineage: Eukaryota; Viridiplantae; Streptophyta; Magnoliopsida; Asparagales; Asparagaceae
Product: structural maintenance of chromosomes protein 3-like
Exons: 13
Coding region: 1148-1687 (179 amino acids)
Biological process (GO): mitotic sister chromatid cohesion
Molecular function (GO): double-stranded DNA binding; cohesin loader activity
Source: RefSeq, a predicted model, not a curated record
CUCUCAAAUCCUGACGGAAAUCCCUAAGCCAAAAAUUUCCGCUCCCUAAAAUCGUCGUGGCGUCGUCAAUCUCAUCACUGAACUCGUCGCCGUUUCAUCUUGGAUCUCAUCUCCAAUCUCCUCUCCGAUAUUAUCUUCGUCGUCGAGCUACUCUCGUUGCUUUUUCCACCGAGGGCGAGCACUGAAUCACAAUGGUAGGGAGUUUUCUAGGGUUUUCUCGACACAUCUUUUCUCACGGUCUCUUAUCAAAUCAGGUGGUUAGAUCUUUCCUAGUGAAGAUCGAGGAUAGAAUUUGAUUUCAGGUAGACUUUUGUGUUUCUAAUCUCUUACUUCACUUUUUUGGCAUUGAAUUGUUCGAUUCCGAGCUCGACUGUGCUCCUACUUAGCUUUUGAAUGUUGAUGCGGUGACUGAAAACCCUAGCAGUCGUUUUGUUUUUGAGCCCCAAAUCUCCUACUUAGUGUAAAUUUGAUGUGGGUAUAUAAGAGUAGUGAUACCCCCCACCCCCCAGGUUUCUUUUUCCCCCGAAAAUGGGUUCAAUUUGAUUUAUGUUGUCCAUCCACAGGUUUGAGGAAGUUGCCUUCAACUUUAAUUGGGGGAAGGAUUCCACUGUCUUGCUGCAUUUACUACGAGCUGGAUAUUAUUUGCAUAAAGAGAAAACGAAGCAAUCCAAUGGAAAUCAGUUGGAUUCUAUUCCAGAGUGUAGAAUAAGGACUAUCAACUUUGAAACUCCCUGUGCUUUUCCGGAAAUCAAUUCAUUCACUUAUGAAACAGCCUCUAAUUAUGACUUGCAAUUGGAAAUUAUUAGCCUUGAUUUCAAGUCUGGGUUAGAGACUCUAAUGAAGGAAAAAACCUAUCAAAGCUAUUUUUCUUGGUACACGAAUUGGCGACCCUAAUGCGGUUGGCCAAGAGUAGUUCUCUCCUAGCUCGCCAGGAUGGCCCCCUUUCAUGAGGGUGAAUCCUAUCUUGGAUUGGUCAUACAGGGAUGUGUGGGCUUUCUUAUUGACCUACAAGGUUCAGUACUGCAGCUUAUAUGACAAGGGGUAUACUUCCAUUGGAAGCAUACACGCCACCAUCCCAUCAAUGAAAUAAUGUCAUGAAGCAAGAAAGACAUGGAUAAUAGCUGCUUUCAAGGGAAAUAAUUUAGGAAUGACGGACACAAGGGGCAGAUUUCAUCAGAAAAGUGUUGAUAAGGAUGAGGUGCGGCUACGUCGGACAAUUGGUCUGAAAAAGGAUGAAUAUUUUUUGAAUGCGAAGCAUGUCACCAAAACAGAAGUUAUGAACUUGCUGGAAAGUGCUGGUUUCUCUCGGUCCAAUCCUUACUUUGUUGUUCAGCAAGGGAAGAUAGCAUCUCUGACCUUAAUGAAAGAUUCUGAAUGUCUUGAUCUGCUGAAGGAGAUUAGUGGGACACAUGUUUAUGAGGAGAGACGGUGUGAGAGCUUGAAGAUAAUGCAAGAAACUGAAGGUUGUUUGAGCCACCGGAGGUUGAAAGGAGAUAAAGUUCUCUUGGUUCAGAGAUGGAAGAGUUUGCAUGGCAAACUCUGGCUGGCCUUAAUCCCCUUAGCAUUCAGUUGGUUACUGGUGAUAGGGAAAAUUUGCAUAGCAAAGCCAUGCCGCGUUGGAGCCCCCCUUCCCACCAACUCAUUUUCUGCCUCCCUAUUUCCUCUGAUGCUGAUUGAAAUCCUAUGAUAGUUCUUGGUUGAUCUAUGGAGGUUUAAAUUUUGGGUGAUUUAUCCGUCGAUCCCCAUUACGAUUUGUGAAACUUGCUUUAGACCCCUAAUAGUUGGUCGAUCUCUAGAUCUUGGUGACUCUCUGCGGUGAUUCUCUAUUUUCACAUUGCUAAAAGGAAAUUAAUCUGUUUAUUCUGUGUUUAUUCUGCGACGAUUCUCUAUUUUCCACAUUGCUAAGUAAUCUGUUUAUUUUGCAGUUACUCUAUAGAUCUCGGUGAUUUCCAUUACGAUUGUUUUUCACACUGUUCGAUUUUUUUCAAACUGCAAGUUAUAUUCUGGAUGUUUUUUGGUGAUAAAUCUGCUGAUAUUUGAUAGGCUGACUUGCUAUUUGAUAGACUGCAUGUUUAAAAAAUUGUUUGAGGCUAAUAUAUAUUUUAUGUUGUAUGUUUUCAGGCUGCAUGUUAAAAAGACUUAUGUAUGUUCAGUUCAUACUUGUGUUGUUGCUAUUUGAUUGACUGUCUUGGAGUAAGUUUGAUUAUUGGUCAAGCAUAUAGUUUUGACAUGACUGUAAAAUGACUAGUUAAUUGUUACUUUGUUGUUGACGAUUGAGAAUGUAAAAUGACCAAGUACGGUUUUACCAAGUGUAUUUGCAGAUAAAUAGCUAGCAUGCUCAUGUAAUCUAUAUCAAGUUUGUAUAAGAUGUUGGCAAAUUAUCUCUGUUUCAUUUUGAUGUC